This is a messenger RNA of Ochotona princeps (American pika), 3263 nucleotides long. RefSeq names its product rhomboid 5 homolog 2 (gene RHBDF2). The transcript has 18 exons. Gene Ontology annotation, biological process: regulation of epidermal growth factor receptor signaling pathway; regulation of protein secretion. The coding region runs from base 131 to 2602 and encodes 823 amino acids. The record is from RefSeq and is a predicted model, not a curated record. Gene Ontology annotation, cellular component: endoplasmic reticulum membrane. Gene Ontology annotation, molecular function: serine-type endopeptidase activity. Lineage: Eukaryota; Metazoa; Chordata; Mammalia; Lagomorpha; Ochotonidae.
CCGGCGCCCGCGGCGCAGGUAGGGAAGAGGCGGCGCGCCGGCGUCCCGCCCCCAGCAGCCGCCGCCCGGCUGAGCUCGCGGCUCGGAGCGGCGUCCCGGGACGUGGGGCCGCCGGGAGCCCCUGCCCAGCAUGGCGUCGGCUGAUAAGAAUGGGGCAAGCCUCUCCUCCAUGUCCAGCAGCCGCCUGCAGAGCCGGAAGCCGCCCAACCUCUCCAUCACCAUCCCGCCGCCUGAUGCACAGCUGCCCGGCGAACAGGACAGCAUGCUCCCCGAGAGGCCCAAGAACCCAGCCUACCUGAAGAGUGUCAGCCUCCAGGAGCCGCGGGCACGAUGGCAGGAGAGCGUGGAGAAGCGACCCGGCUUCCGCCGCCAGGCCUCCCUGUCUCAGAGCAUCCGCAAGGGCACUGCCCAGUGGUUUGGGGUGAGCGGCGACUGGGAGGGCAAGCGGCAGCACUGGCAGCGCCGCAGCCUGCACCACUGCAGCGUGCGCUAUGGCCGCCUCAAGGCCUCGUGCCACAGGGACCUGGAGCUGCCCAGCCAGGAGGUGCCGUCCUUCCAAGGCACCGAGUCCCCCAAGCCCUGCAAGUUGCCCAAGAUCGUGGAUCCACUGGCCCGCGGCCGGGCCUUCCGCCACCCGGAUGAGGUGGACCGGCCGCACGCCCCGCACCCACCGCUCACCCCGGGCAUGCUGUCCCUCACCUCCUUCACCAGCGUCCGCUCCGGCCUCUCCCACCUAUCCCGCCGCAAGAGGAUGUCCGUGGCCCACAUGAGCUUCCAGGCUGCCGCUGCGCUCCUCAAAGGGCGCUCGGUGCUGGAAGCUGCCGGCCAGCGGUGCCGGGUGGUCAAGCGCAGCUUUGCCUACCCCAGCUCCCUGGAGGAGGACGCCGUGGAUGGGGCAGACACCUUCGAUUCCUCUUUUUUUAAAAUGAGCUCCAUGCCUGAUGAUGUCUUCGAAUCUCCACCACUCUCUGCCAACUACUUCCGCGCCAUCCCACACUCAGCCUCACCAGUGUCCCCAGACAGGGUGCAGAUCCCACUGAGGGACUCGUGCCGAACGUCAGCUCCCGGGACCAAGCGUGGCCGGCGUAUUGCAUCCACGGUGAAACACUUUGCCUUUGACCGCAAGAAGCGGCACUAUGGGCUGGGCGUGGUGGGCAACUGGCUGAAUCGCAGCUACCGCCGCAGCAUCAGCAGCACAGUGCAACGGCAACUGGAGAGCUUCGACAGCCACCGGCCCUACUUCACCUACUGGCUGACCUUCGUCCACAUCAUCAUCACGCUGCUGGUGAUCUGCACGUACGGCAUUGCGCCCGUGGGCUUCGCCCAGCAUGUCACCACCCAGCUGGUGCUGCGGAACAAGGGUGUGUACGAGAGCGUCAAGUACAUCCAGCAGGAGAACUUCUGGAUCGGCCCCAGCUCGAUUGACCUCAUCCACCUGGGCGCCAAGUUCUCGCCCUGCAUCCGGAAGGACCAGCAGAUCGAGCAGCUGGUGCGGCGAGAGCGCGACCUGGAGCGGGACUCGGGCUGCUGUGUCCAGAAUGACCGCUCCGGCUGCAUCCAGACCGUGCGGAAGGACUGCUCGGAGACCUUAGCCACUUUUAUCAAGUGGCCAGAAGAUGCAGGGCCCGCCCUGGAUGAGUCUGACCCGGGCCAGAAGCGGACAUCGGGCGCUGUGUGCCACCAGGACCCCAGAACCUGUGAGGAACCAGCCUCCAGUGGUGCCCACAUCUGGCCUGAUGACAUCACCAAGUGGCCGAUCUGCACAGAGCAGGCCCAGAGCAACCACACCAGCUUCCCACACAUGGACUGUGAGAUCAAGGGCCGCCCCUGCUGCAUCGGCACCAAGGGCAGCUGUGAGAUCACCACCCGGGAAUACUGUGAGUUCAUGCACGGCUACUUCCACGAGGAGGCGACACUCUGCUCCCAGGUGCACUGCCUGGACAAGGUGUGCGGGCUGCUGCCCUUCCUGAACCCCGAAGUCCCUGAUCAGUUCUACCGGCUCUGGCUGUCACUGUUCCUGCAUGCUGGCGUGGUGCACUGCCUGGUGUCUGUGGUCUUCCAAAUGACCAUCCUGCGCGACCUGGAGAAGUUGGCUGGCUGGCACCGCAUCUGCAUCAUCUUCAUCCUCAGUGGCAUCACGGGCAACCUCGCCAGUGCCAUCUUCCUCCCGUACCGGGCAGAGGUGGGCCCUGCCGGCUCGCAGUUUGGCCUGCUGGCCUGCCUCUUCGUGGAGCUCUUCCAGAGCUGGCAGCUGCUGGAGCGGCCAUGGAAGGCCUUCCUCAACCUCUCGGCCAUCGUGCUGUUCCUGUUCGUGUGCGGCCUGCUGCCCUGGAUGGACAAUAUCGCGCACAUCUUCGGCUUCCUCAGCGGCCUGCUGCUGGCCUUCGCCUUCCUGCCCUACAUCACCUUCGGCACGAGCGACAAGUACCGCAAGCGGGCACUCAUCCUGGUGUCGCUGCUGGUCUUCGCCGGCCUCUUCUCCUCGCUGGUCCUGUGGCUCUACAUCUACCCCAUCCACUGGCCCUGGAUUGAGCACCUCACCUGCCUGCCCUUCACCAGCCGCUUCUGUGAGAAGUAUGAGCUGGACCAGGUGCUGCACUGACCGUCCCUCUGAGCCCCACGCUGCAGACAAGGACACCCAGGGGUCCCCCAGAGGGCGGUACCCAGGCGUCCAAGGCUCGAUGACCCAGCUGUGACCCCCGCAGACGGGGGAGUGGGCUGCUUUUCUUCCCAGGGCGCCCAGCAGCUGCCCCUGCCCGUGCCUCCUCGAGGUCAUCACUGGGAGAGGCCCUUGCUUGGGCUGCGGCUGCCCCUCAGCUGCCCCUAGGACCAGUUCCAUGGCAGCCCUCUUUUCUGGCCGCCUUCCUCCCGUGCUCUGUGAGCCCACCCUGCACCCCUGCACGGACUCAUGAGCUUACCCGUCGAGGCUCUCGGGCAGGGCAGGCCAUGGCUACAGACCAGGGUCAGAGGAGGGCAGGGCCCUGCUGGGCUAGGGCCCUGGGGCCUCGGCCAGUCCUGGGUGGACGGAGGCUGGGGGCUUCACCACCUUCCCCUCGCCUUGUUGAGCACAGGGUUUUCUGACUCAGGAAUCGGCUCCAGUGUGAACCUCCCCACUCCCACCACCCCCACGGCCUCACCCUGGCCCAGGCAGGAGCCACCCCAACACCUGCUUCCACUGGGGCGUGGCUGAGACCUGAGCAGGCCUACUGUUCCAGUUUCUGUCACAGUCCUAAUUUGUAAGAAUAACACUGACUUUGUAUGGA